Octodon degus (degu) is the source of this 2028-nucleotide messenger RNA. RefSeq names its product E3 ubiquitin-protein ligase RNF103. Gene Ontology annotation, cellular component: endoplasmic reticulum. Lineage: Eukaryota; Metazoa; Chordata; Mammalia; Rodentia; Octodontidae. The transcript is spliced from 2 exons. Gene Ontology annotation, molecular function: ubiquitin-protein transferase activity. Gene Ontology annotation, biological process: protein ubiquitination. Bases 57 to 1586 code for a protein of 509 amino acids. The record is from RefSeq and is a predicted model, not a curated record.
UUGGACCAGUGUUUAGAUACUGCAGGAGAAGAGGCUGGGUGCGAUCCACACUCAUUAUGUCUGUUCCACAAACAAGUACUUCUAAAGGGAAAGUCAUGCUUAAAGAGUAUAGUGGACGUAAGGUUGAAGUAGAGCACAUUUUUAAAUGGAUAACUGCUCACGCGGCUUCUCGGAUCAAAACCAUUUAUAAUGCUGAACAUCUGAAAGAAGAAUGGAACAAAAGUGAUCAGUACUGGGUAAAAAUAUACCUUUUUGCAAACCUUGACCAACCGCCAGCUUUCUUCUCUGCACUAAGUAUAAAAUUUACUGGAAGAAUUGAAUUUAUUUUUGUUAAUGUGGAGAAUUGGGACAACAAGAGUUAUAUGACAGAUAUUGGUGUAUAUAACAUGCCAUCAUACAUACUUAGAACUCCUGAAGGAAUUUACAGAUACGGAAACCACACAGGUGAAUUUAUAUCUCUUCAGGCCAUGGAUUCUUUUUUGCGCUCAUUACAACCUGAAGUAAAUGACCUGUUUGUUUUGAGCUUGGUUCUAGUUAAUCUUAUGGCUUGGAUGGACUUAUUUAUUACUCAAGGAGCUACCAUCAAGCGAUUUGUGGUUCUCAUAAGCACUUUAGGGACAUACAAUUCCCUGUUAAUUAUUUCCUGGCUGCCUGUAUUGGGCUUUUUACAGCUCCCUUACUUGGAUAGCUUUUAUGAAUAUAGCUUAAAAUUGUUAAGGUAUUCCAAUACAACCACAUUGGCUUCGUGGGUAAGGGCCGACUGGAUGUUUUAUUCCUCACACCCAGCCCUGUUUCUUAGUACGUACCUUGGACAUGGUUUACUAAUUGACUACUUUGAGAAGAAGAGACGGCGCAGCAACAAUGAUGAAGUCAAUGCCAAUAACUUAGAAUGGUUAUCGAGCCUGUGGGACUGGUACACCAGCUACCUCUUCCACCCGAUUGCUUCUUUUCAGAACUUUCCUGUAGAAUCUGAUUGGGACGAAGACCCCGACUUAUUCUUGGAGCGGUUAGCUUUCCCUGACCUUUGGCUUCACCCUCUGAUACCAACUGAUUACAUAAAAAACUUACCAAUGUGGCGAUUUAAGUGUCUUGGAAUCCAGUCUGAAGAGGAAAUGUCAGAGGGUUCUCAAGAUACUGAGAAUGACUCAGACAGUGAGAACACAGACACUUCUAGCAGUGAGAAGGAAGCAUUUGAAGAUAAACAGGGCAUAGUUCACAAUUCUCCAGGAAGAGCAAGUCACUGUGAUGUUGAGGCUUGUUCAUGUGCCAAUAAGUAUUGUCAGACCAGCCCCUAUGAAAGAAAGGGGCCAUACUAUGGAUCCUAUAGCACUAGUGAAGAUAUGGAACCUGAUUGGUUAGCUUGGCCUACUGAUAUGCUGCACUGUACUGAAUGUGUUGUUUGCCUAGAGAAUUUUGAAAAUGGAUGUUUGCUAAUGGGGUUGCCUUGUGGUCAUGUGUUCCAUCAGAAUUGCAUUGUGAUGUGGUUGGCCGGAGGCCGACACUGUUGCCCUGUUUGCCGGUGGCCUUCUUACAAGAAAAAGCAGCCAUAUGCACACCAGCCCUUGUCAAAUGAUGUCCCAUCUUAACCAUGUGCAAUUUGUCCUUUAUAAGCUUUGGGUACCUUACAGCUUGCCUUUUUAAUGUUAGUCACAUGUUUUUGUGGUUUGAAGUUUAGUUUAAUGUUAGUGCAGUGACAGGAAAUACACAUUAUGCUAAUGUUGAUGACUGAAUUUAUUGGUUGCCUUGUAUGUCAAUUGAAUGCAUACUUAAUUGUAAAAAUUUUAUUUACAACAUUGGAAAUUCAGAAGUUAAUGUUUUUUGUAAGCACAAAAGAAGUAUGAUAGAAAUUUAUCCUAGUAAAACUUUACAAAGUAGGAUCAAAUUCUUACGGAAUUGAGCUGGUUUCUUAUCCUAAAUGUUUCCUCCCUUUUUACAAUCUCUGUUCAGCACCUCUUGGUUAAAUAAUGUAUGCUCUGAGACAUGAAAUUUAAACAGACCUAUGAAAUAAAUUAUUUUAAAACCAGAAGA